GACACAAGAGAAAAUUCGCUUUCAACGGAACUGUUCUAGACAAACCGCUUGAGAUGAGUUUACUUACCUCAGUUUUACACUAUUUGAUUAUCACAACUGUUUUCCAGACCUACACUCGUGCCAAAACGACAACAAGUCUCCAUAACAUCCAGAUUAAAGAUGGCUGGGAUUGGAGCAAGGAAGCGGCUGGAGACAUUCAUAACGAGCAUCAGCUUAUAAGACGUCGAAGGUCUAAGGUUUCUGGAAAGAUCGAAACUUGCUAUAAAACCUUUUUUGCCAGCAGCCUACCUCCGUCAGGAUUUCGCAAAGACCACACAAACAUCAGAUACAUAUGUCAGCAAGUUCCUGGAAAACCUGCUUACUUUUAUUCAACCAUGUUUGAUCUCAAGUAUGGAAUCCCGAUCUACUCAGCGUACGUCGUGAAGCAAGCACAGGCGAGCCAGUUCGGUACUGCCCAUAGAACUAGAGACGAAUGGCGGCAGGAACAACCAGCUGUGAUCACUCAUCAAGCCAGCGACAAAGCGUAUAAAGACCAAUCCACCUAUGCUAAGGGCCACCUUCUUCCCGCAGAAACAUAUUCCUUUACUGACGAUCACCUUGCUUCAACUUUCACGUACACAAAUGCUGUCCCUCAGAAAACGAAAUUUAACAGCGGAGCAUGGUUACAGUAUGAAAAGGAAAUAAGAAAUUACGCUAGCCAGACGUGUAGCAUAAAGGGCGGGGACUUGUUCCUGAUCACAGGCAUCUCGGAAGCUCACAUCGAGAAGGAAGCUCUGAGCGCAACCCAGAAGGAUCUUGAAUUCAUGAAACCGUCCGGCGACAACAUUGCUAUCCCGAGAUCCAUGUGGACAGCCGGAUGUUGCAUCGUUCCCUCGACGGGUGUAGUGGGAGCCUUUGCUGUGAUAGGAAAUAACCUUUUCAGUAAAACAGCACCCAACAUGUUUCAAGUGACAGUUCCACAGCUUAAAGGCUUUCUUCUUACUGGUGUCCAAGGCUUUGGUGGAUCGGCAAUCGCCUUGUUUCCAGGAAAUCCUGGAUGCUCUAACCCCGGAAAUAAUGUCAAUUUUCGGAAACGGCCAUUGCCUCCUUAAUAAAGAUGCCAAUAAAGGGAAGUUUAAGGAAG
Messenger RNA from Pocillopora verrucosa, 1123 nucleotides. Its product is annotated as endonuclease domain-containing 1 protein. The record is from RefSeq and is a predicted model, not a curated record. Gene Ontology annotation, molecular function: nucleic acid binding; hydrolase activity; metal ion binding. NCBI's taxonomy places the organism in Eukaryota, Metazoa, Cnidaria, Anthozoa, Scleractinia, Pocilloporidae.